Molecule: messenger RNA, 735 nt
Organism: Choloepus didactylus (southern two-toed sloth)
Lineage: Eukaryota; Metazoa; Chordata; Mammalia; Pilosa; Megalonychidae
Product: multiple coagulation factor deficiency protein 2 homolog
Exons: 4
Coding region: 1-735 (244 amino acids)
Molecular function (GO): calcium ion binding
Source: RefSeq, a predicted model, not a curated record
AUGGAACCCCUGAAUGCUUCUCAGGAGCUCAGGACUCUCAGUGGCAGCCCCAAGGCCUGUAAGAGUGGGAGGACCUCGUGGCUCCUUCACCUCUACCACAUCAGCCCGGGAGAGAAGCUGAAGCUCAACAAAGCUUGGGCAGCCCACAGAAAGUUGGAGAACCCACCCACCAUGAAAGCAUGCUGGGGAGUGGAAGUCCAUAGUGUGCGGCGAUGGGCAAGUGGGCCGCACAGAAGAACCAGGAGCCCCUCCCACACCCCAGAGGCUCGCAGGUGCAUGGCGGGCAGAGAGCGGGACACAUCUGCGCUGGAGGUUGCCUCUUUCCUGUGUAGCCUGCUCUGGGCCUUUUGCACCCUGGGUGCCAGGGCUGAGGAGCCCACAGCCAGCUUCUCAUAUCCCGGCAGCACAGGCCUGGAUAAGAACACAGUUCACAACCAAGAGCAUAUCGUGGUGCAUCUAGAAGGUGUCAUCAACAAACCAGAGGCGGAGAUGUCUCCACAAGAGCUGCAGCUCCAUUAUUCCAAAAUGCACGAUUAUGAUGGCAAUAAUUUACUUGACGGCUUAGAACUCCCCACAGCCAUCACUCAUGUCCAUAAGGAAGAAGGGAGUGAACAGACACUACCAAUGAAAGAAGAAGAUCUGAUUAACUUAACAGAAGACGGCGUUUUGAGAGAUGAUGAUAAGAACAAUGAUGGCUCCAUUGACUACGGUGAAUUUGCAAAAUCACUGCAGUAG